Postia placenta MAD-698-R-SB12 is the source of this 1296-nucleotide messenger RNA. RefSeq lists its product as hypothetical. The record is from RefSeq and is a predicted model, not a curated record. Gene Ontology annotation, cellular component: membrane. Bases 1 to 1113 code for a protein of 370 amino acids. Gene Ontology annotation, molecular function: serine-type endopeptidase activity. Gene Ontology annotation, biological process: proteolysis. The transcript has 11 exons. NCBI's taxonomy places the organism in Eukaryota, Fungi, Basidiomycota, Agaricomycetes, Polyporales, Adustoporiaceae.
AUGCUAGCGCAGAUGACCGUAUCUGCUCAAGUGAGUGUACCAACUACUCAGGCAGGAGAAGUGCUAAUAUACUCUCCAGGUGGAACUAAUGUUCUUGGAGGGAACUUUGCUCUUGUGGGCUUGCCUUCCGUCGGUGCUAGUGGCGCAAUCUUCGGGACGACAGCUAUCGCAUGGAUUGACUUGCUCGCGCAUUGGAGAUACCAUCCCCGACCGGGAACAAGGCUUGCGUGGCUAAUCGUUGAGCUAAUCGUCGGUAUUGGGCUCGGUUUCAUCCCAUAUGUCGACAAUUUCGCCCAUCUGGGUGGUCUCCUAAUGGGUCUCCUUAUGGGCAUGGCCUUCUAUCCUAUUAUCAGUCCAUCCACGAGGCAUAGGGCUAUUGUCAUCGGCUUCCGAUUGGCAGCGAUACCCAUUGCGAUCGUUCUCUUUGUGGUCCUCAUCCGCAAUUUCUACAAGUCGGAUCCUUAUGCCGCCUGUACGUGGUGCCGCUAUCUGUCGUGCAUUCCAACAUCUGCAAACGAUCAUUAUGUAGCUCCUGACACGGCGCCCGAGGAACCAGAUGAGUUCGCCGUAGACUCCUUUGUGUUAUUCCUGGAGUUGGAAGCAAAGUCCAUCGUUGGCGUUGGUAGCGUGUGGAAAGUACUGGCGUGGGUGUGGAGAGCGUUUACGUGCCUUGUUCAUGAUGCCGUCAAUCGCGGUACGCCGACCGUUGAACGCUUCCGCGAGAUUCGCAAACUCGGCAUCCCUCGCCGUCUUCCGCUGGUCUUCUGCCUGCCCGGGAUCUUCCCACUCCUCUGUCGCGCGACGCGCGCGGCCCAUGCCUCCCACGGCGCGCUUGGUGCCGCGCGCCUCGCCGGUCCCUAUGCUCUCCAUCUGCAGCCAGGGAGCCAGAGAAGGGGUCGUACACGGGCUCUGGGGCGGAGAUGGGGCUGGAAGUGGAAGAGCGUGGUCCGGGUAGCCCAAAUGGGCUCGGAGUUCGUGCAGGGCGUUCAGGCGAACCCGUCGUGGCGGUGGUGGUCCCCUUCGACCCAUCUGCACGAGCUGGCGUAUGCACUGUCGUCCUAUCUCGGGAUGCUUGUCCUAAGAGUUCAGCCAGGACGACAUCGUGGGGCGUAGAUUGCGAGACGGAGUGUGCUCUGCCAGGGUGAGGCCGUGAGCUCGACGGGUCGUCGACAUGAGCCUUGUGUGGCGAGAGCGAGCGAGCAUCGGCAGAGUGCUUGCGGGAGACUUGAGAUUCAUUGUCAUUGGUUGGCUUUGAGGAGAGUCGCCAUGAACCAAGCAUAUCGUUCAAGCUGAAUG